CGAGCAGCCAGCGCACGCGUGAUCGCACUCCUAAACACGCAGCCGGAACGCCGCCAGCCGUGCGCCCCAGAGACAUUGGCUGAACCGUUUUGCUGGGAGCACCCCAAGAGCACCAUUGACGGCUGCACCCACCGCCGACCGUAGUCCACAGCAGCAGUCCGUGCUCUACCAAGUGCCUGCGCAUCGCAGAGGGGUUAUUAUGUCUACCCCAGGCGCCGAAGAUGCGUCUCUCUCGCCGGAGUACAGCGGAGACUUGGACGACGAUAUGGCUGCCGAACAAUCAACUGACCGCCAGUCUGCCGAUGGCGAUGCCUCGCCCUCGCAAAAGACCACCAACGGCAAGCCUACCUCGAGUGCAAAGGAUCCCCUGAGGCCGCGAAGAAAGAAGGCGCGAAGGGCAUGCUUUGCCUGUCAGCGAGCCCAUCUGACAUGCGGCGACGAGAGACCAUGUAAUCGCUGCAUCAAGCGUGGCCUCCAAGACCAUUGCAUGGAUGGCGUGCGCAAGAAGGCCAAGUACCUACAUGAUGCGCCAGAUGGCGCGCUCAUGCCAGGUGUGGGCGGCCACUAUCCGUACAUGAAUGGUAAUCGCCCAACACCACUUCCAACGCAGGACACCCAGACGGUCUCUGUGGCCCCACAGAACAAUCUCUACACCCAGGCCUCACCAACGACAUUCUAUACGCCAAACCCCGUUCCAGGCCCUCUACCAGUCAGUCAAGACGGGCGAACAUUCAAUAACCAGCAGUCUCCAAUAUCACCCCCAUUUACUCAAGCGCACCAUAGCUCGGUGCAAAACGUACCGAGCACAAUACCCCCGGGCCAGUCUGGACAGGUACCGCAUUUCGGUACACUAUUUGAUCCAAGCGAUCCAGCCUUGUUCAACUUUGACAUCUCAAGUCUGAACUUUGGCAACCACUAUGGUGCCCUCGAAUUUGGCAUGCUCGGUCACAUGUCAUCCGGCGCAGCUGAGCAACCCCACGAUCCGGGCAAUACCUUGAUGAAUCCUAUGAGCCAAGCUGGGGGCGUGUACCAUCAGCAAAUGCCAGCAAGCUAUGCAGACCAGUCCAAUCCCGCUGUAGCAAUGUCCUUUGGUCCGAAUGGGCUUCCAACGGGCGAAUGGCAAGAAUCCACGGCACGCCAGGGGGGUAGUAUGCAGGUCCAAACGCCAAACAACACCCCAGCCACGGCACACUUGGACCAUAGCCUUCAUCGGAAUGACAGUAUCCAUGGUCCCCACGCCUUUGCUAUAGGCCAAGGUCCCUCGAGCCACUCCACAGCCAGCCCAGCCUCAACAGAUGCCUCGGCAUUCGAGAAUGAUAACCCGCUAGCUUCCGCUGCUUUCUUCGCUAAUACUAGCCGACCGCAUGUGCAGCGCUCACCAGUUCUCAAUCGAUCACAACAGGAAAACAGGCCUCCAAACACCGCGCUGCAACCGAUACAUUCGAAUGGCAUCCGCAAACGCCAAAGAGAUACAAAGAGUAUCUAUCAAGGCAUCACCAAGCCAUAUGACUAUGUGAAGGGCUAUCAUAGGCUCUACCAAUUAAUCAAUAAGAAGUACUCAAGACCAUGGGUCGCAAAAGCGCAGGAGUAUCUACAGAAUUACCGACCGGUCCUGCUGCAAGUCCGCGAAGAGCUAAACACCGACGAUUUGAUCCAUCAAGAGAUGGGCUUGCAACGUAAUCUCAUGACACUACAAGAACACUUCGCCGAGGUCGGUACCCCGUUCCUGAUCUGUCGGCGCUCAGGAGAGAUCGUUGGAAUCAACAAAGAGUUUACCAUUCUUACUGGCUGGAGGCGUGAGGUACUCUUGGGCAACGAGGCAAAUCAAAACGUCAAUCUAGGCGCAAAUCGGGAUGCAAGCGACAGCGAAAUCUCUACCCAGAAUACGACGCCCAAUAUCCCUGCACAGGAUGGCGACACCGGCACACCCAACGUCAAUAUUAUUGAGCUCAUGGAUGCCAAAUCCGCGCUCGAAUUUCUACAGCACUUUUCCGAGCUUUGCUAUCAAGACCCACGUGGAUAUGCGUCACAGCGCGUCAAUAUGCUGCGCUACCAGACCAAAGCGGACUUUGAGCGCAUCCAAGACAUGAAGGCAAAUGCCGCUACUGAUGUCAAGCUUGACCCUCUCGUCAAGAUGGAGGGCGGUGCUGUGCACCAGGGUGAGAGCGCGAUGCAGAGGCUAGGCGCGAAAAAUGGCAUGGUAGAUUGCAUGAUUUGGUGGCACAUUAAGCGGGAUAUCUUUGAUAUGCCGGUGUUGGUGUGCAUGAGUGUCAUGCCCGUGUUGGACAAAGGUCUACAAUGAGCAUGGUAAUAUCGCUUGGCCUCGCCUAUAUAUAUUUCUACUCGGUACCUGAUUAUAGUUCGUUCCGUUUCGCACCACAAAAGAACACAUAUACGAACGAUGCACACACACACACGGGACAGAUGAUGGCGAUACGGCCAUAGAGCGGUAUCAAAAAGUACUUUCGGGCGCUUGCAUGUUCAAGAGUUGUCACAUGCGGAUUUGAUUCUCGACUACAAGCAUUCUAGCGCCAGCGCUUUAUUUGUACGACAUGUGCUCACCCAGAUGUCACGGCGCUUUUCUCUCUCUUUCGAGCAACACGUUGCGUGGGUACAUGGCACGACACGGGAGUAUUCGGAGCACGGAAUCAUAGGGUAAUGGUUAAUGAGUAUUUUUUGGCCAGGAUAAGCUGGAACGGCGAUUGGGUGUUCAAGGCGUACACAUGGGCG
This is a messenger RNA of Cucurbitaria berberidis CBS 394.84, 2730 nucleotides long. RefSeq lists its product as uncharacterized. Bases 200 to 2302 code for a protein of 700 amino acids. Gene Ontology annotation, biological process: cellular response to starvation; regulation of DNA-templated transcription. The record is from RefSeq and is a predicted model, not a curated record. Lineage: Eukaryota; Fungi; Ascomycota; Dothideomycetes; Pleosporales; Cucurbitariaceae. Gene Ontology annotation, molecular function: RNA polymerase II transcription regulatory region sequence-specific DNA binding; DNA-binding transcription factor activity, RNA polymerase II-specific; zinc ion binding. Gene Ontology annotation, cellular component: nucleus. The transcript is spliced from 3 exons.